Molecule: messenger RNA, 990 nt
Organism: Daldinia childiae
Lineage: Eukaryota; Fungi; Ascomycota; Sordariomycetes; Xylariales; Hypoxylaceae
Product: m7GpppX diphosphatase
Exons: 2
Coding region: 1-990 (329 amino acids)
Biological process (GO): deadenylation-dependent decapping of nuclear-transcribed mRNA
Cellular component (GO): nucleus; P-body
Molecular function (GO): RNA 7-methylguanosine cap binding; hydrolase activity
Source: RefSeq, a predicted model, not a curated record
AUGGCGACUGAAGAAAGUAAACGUCGCGUUGAAGCGCUAAUUCCCAAGUUCCAAUUUGAGCGCGUAAUUAAUCAAGGGGAAGCAGGACGGCACAUCACGUUAUAUGGACAAGUCGACUCGCAACCUGCGCUUCUUAUACUAGAACGCGCUCCUAUUCCCGACGCUGAAGAGUACAUCUCCGUCUUGCCUGCUAAUCUACGUAGCAUCACAAACCUAGGCAACAAUGAUAUAUACUCGUGGUUCCUAGCCUCGGGUGGGCCUAUCCUAAAGGAAGAUGAGAACGACAAGUUUGCCGACUUUAAGAUAUCCCUGAUAUGCCCUUGCACAGACACGCAUAUCAAGAAACACAGCAAACAAGGAUAUCGCUUUGUGACAGAGACACCUGAGAUCUACCGCGACAAGGUGCGGCCUCUUAUGCAGAUAAACCGAGAAGAGGGCCGUUUGAAUUGGGUCUUUAACAUCAUCGAAGGGAGGAAGGAAGUCGAAGACGUCAUUUAUAGAACACCGCUGGGCCAGGAUGGGGACGAAGGGUUCCUGAUGCUGCCGAAUCUGCACUGGGAUCGAAAGACGAUCGAAGCAUUACACCUUUUGGGUAUAGUUGAACGACGAGAUAUCUGGAGCCUGAGGGACCUUAAGAAAAAACACAUCCCUUGGCUGAAACAUAUGAAAUCCAAGCUGAUAGACGCUACGGUGAAGACAUACCCGCAGAUCGAUACGGAUCAACUGAAACUGUUUGUUCAUUACCACCCAACUUAUUACCAUUUCCAUAUCCAUGUUGUGCACGUCAUGCUGGAGGCAACUUCUACUCAGUCGGUCGGGAAAGCGAUUGGGUUGGAUAGUAUCAUCGAACAACUCGAGUCGAUGUCGGGAGAUGAAGAUGUUGGAAUGGACAGUAUCUCGAUAGGCUACACGUUGGGUGAGGCAUCGGACCUAUGGAUUGAAGUGUAUGAGCCACUUAAGAACUCCGGUAAAGCUUCUCAACCGCAAUGA